Messenger RNA from Tympanuchus pallidicinctus (lesser prairie-chicken), 3805 nucleotides. RefSeq names its product methyltransferase 13, eEF1A lysine and N-terminal methyltransferase (gene METTL13). The transcript has 8 exons. The record is from RefSeq and is a predicted model, not a curated record. NCBI's taxonomy places the organism in Eukaryota, Metazoa, Chordata, Aves, Galliformes, Phasianidae. Bases 345 to 2405 code for a protein of 686 amino acids.
GCGGGAGGCUUGCAGGCGCUGUUACGUUCGAGGCCUUCCACCAUCUUCACGCAGGUUCUGCCGAUGAAAACAUCAGAGCCGGAGCCGCCUGUUCGCCUGUAGCCGCCCGCCUCUCCGGGCCGGGAGAACGGGCGUUCGGCGCGGCGCCACCGAUGCGGGAAGUACCGCCCUUCUUGAGCGGAAGCCAAUAGGAAGCAGCCGGAGCGGGGGCAGCAGCCAAUCAGCGGCGCGGACGCUGCGCUCAAUGGGAGCGCUGCGCGCUCGGAUGCCGUCAGUGGGGGCGCGGUACGGGAACACGUGUUCGGGACCGGCCUCGGAUCGAACCGAACGGCCGAACCGGGGCCAUGGAGCUGCUGCCCCGCAGCCCCAGGGAGUUCGGCUCCGCGCGGUAUUGGGACCGGUUCUUCCGACAGCGCGGGCAGCGGCCCUUCGAGUGGUACGGGGCGUUCCCGGAGCUGUGCCCUGUGCUGCUCAAGUACGUGCGGCCCCGCGACAAGGUUCUUGUGGUCGGCUGUGGGAACUCGGAGCUGAGCGAGCAGAUGUAUGACACAGGGAUGUGUGAGGACAUUGUGAACAUUGACAUCAGCGACGCUGUGAUCCGUCAGAUGCAGGAGCGGAGCACGAGCAAGAGGCCAAAGAUGAGGUACCUGCAGAUGGACAUGCUUCACAUGGACUUCCCGGAUGCCCACUUCCAAGUGGCCCUCGACAAAGGCACGCUGGAUGCCAUACUCACCGAUGAUGAGGAGGUCACUCUGGCUAAGGUGGACAGGAUGUUUGCUGAGAUCAGCCGGGUCCUGCAGGUGGGAGGGCGCUACCUCUGCGUCUCCUUGGCUCAAGCCCAUGUGCUGAAGAAAGCAGUGGAAUACUUCUCCCAGGAGGGCUGGGUAGUGCGUGUUCAUGAAGUGGCCUCCAGCGGGGACAAGCAGCAGUUUGUCCUGCCAGUCUUUGUCUACGUCAUGACAAAGUUCAGGAAGAUCCCUGGCUCUGCUCUGCAGAUCCUGGAGAUCUGCUCCGAGGAGCAGGACAAGCCACUGCGAUUGGAGAGCACAGAGCGGCUGGUGGAGGCGGUGAAAGACAGGCAGCACUACGCCCUGCUCUGCAGCCAGGUCAGCAAAGCCCCCUGUGGGGAGCAGCUUUCCCUGGAUCUGUGCGAUAAAGCCAGUGGGAGGCCCCGCUACACACUGCAUGUAGUCGACAGCCCUGCGGUGAAACUUUCCCGUGACAAUCGCUUCGCCAUCUUCAUCAUCCCGCAGGGCAGAGAAACCGAGUGGCUCUUUGGGACGGAGGAAGGGCGGAGGCAGCUGGCUGCCAGCGCGGGCUUUGGGCGCCUGGUCACCGUGGCCCUGCACAGGGAGCAGCACUACGAGGGCAUGGCCAGCAUCCAGGCAGAGCUGUCGGGGAAGGUGAUGGAGCUGGCCCCGCCGGGCCUCCCUGCCCGGCAACAGGUGCCCUUCCUGUCUGUGGGAGGGGACAUUGGGGUGCGGAAAGUAUGGCACUGUGGCACCAGCCCCCUGAGUGGGGAGUUUGUCGUGGAGGACGUCAAGGGGAACGAUGCGUGCUACUUCCGUCGCCUCGUCUUCCUCAGCAACAGGAACGUAGUGCAGUCGGAGGCCCGGCUCCUGGCCCCUGCACCUCCCCCAGGCCAGAAGAAACGGAAGAAAGACAAGAAGAAGCCUUGCCCUGCGGAGCCUCUUAUGGCAAUUGACAAGAGCUACCUGUGCUGUGAGCACCACAAGGCCAUGGUGGCAGGGCUCUGCCUACUGGGCAGCUCUGACCCCCUGCCAGGAGCCCCAGUUGCAGUGCUGGUGGUGGGACUUGGUGGCGGCAGCCUGCCCCUCUUCGUCCAUGACUACUUCCCGCAGGCCCGUGUGGCUGUAGUGGAGAUUGACCCCUCCAUGCUGGAGGUGGCCACGCGCUGGUUUGGCUUCUCCCAGGACGACCGGAUGCAGGUGCACAUUGCUGAUGGCCUGGACCACGUGGCCAAGCUUGCAGCUGAAGCCCCAGCUCAGUAUGAUGCCAUCAUGUUUGAUGUGGACAGUAAAGACCUCACAGUGGGAAUGAGCUGUCCACCUCUGGCAUUCGUGGAGAAGCCCUUCCUGGAGAAAGUUAAAACCAUUCUCAAGCCAGAAGGGGUCUUUGUGCUCAACCUGGUGUGCCGUGAUGCUCAGCUGAAGGAGUCUGUCCUGGCCACCCUCAGGGAAGUUUUUCCCCUGCUCUAUGCACGCCGCAUCGAUGAGGAGGUCAAUGAGAUCUUGUUCUGCCAGCCGAACCCCAAGAGCCGGCGGGACCCUGUGGAGCUCACAGUGCUUGCCCAGGCACUGGAGGGGUCAAUGCAGCAGUUGGGGCACUCUUGGGACAGUUCGUAUGCGCUGGCAGACAUGCUGCAGGCCAUCACCAUCCUCUGAGAGGUGCCUGAUGUCACUUGAGCAAAAGGAGUGCCUGCAUGGUGCUGCAGCUGGGACAUUGUUGACCCUGCAGGGAGCCAGUGCUGGCCUGAUGCCUGCCUGAAGGAUGCAUCUGGCAUGGAAGAGGGCUUCCUAUAGCAGGAGGGAGCCCAGCGUGCCUCCUGGAGUGCUGAGGCUCUGCUCUUUGCAUAAAGCAGAGCUGGGAGAGCAGGGAGCUGCACUGCCCGCAGGACAGUGUUGGGGUGGCGAGGGGAAGAAGGUGCUCCAGGGUUGGCAGGGCUGUGUGUUUGCAUCUAUCCCCACUGCUUUCCCGUUGUGGUUAAAUGUCACUCUGACCAUCCUCUUCCCUUCCAGCUCUGCUUCUUUCCCAUAUUCUUCCACACCUCCAGGAGCUCUGCUUGUUGGCAUCUCUGCAAACCCCCAGCUCUGCCCCGAGGCUGGUAGCAGAUGUGUAUAGAUGGGCUGAGUGCUGUGAGAAUAAAGCUCAGGACCGCUCUUGAGGUUCACAGUGCUCCACCAGGUUUAUUUCUUGCUAGCAGUGAUGGGACACUGCAGUCCAUUUGGUGGGUGAUGCCCCUGCUGCUCUGGGGCAUGCCAGCUCCUGCGAGGCUGUGCAGGGAGUUGCUUAGAUCUCACGUCCGUUGCUCUCUGCAUUAUUCUCCUUCACGUAGCGGGACAAGUCAGUGCCCUACUUUCUCCUUUGGCUGGCCUGCUUCUGUGCAGAUGCUUUUUUUUUUUCUUUUUUUUUUUUUUUUUUGCAAAGUGCUUUUGAUCCUCCCCAGGCACUCAGAGCGCUCGUGAGUGUCAGCGCUCAGAUUUGGGCUGGCCAGCUCGCCGCUGCAGACAGAUAAGCUGUGACAGCUCUGUGCUGCUUUGUGCUCUGCCCGGGGCUGCACGCAGUCGCUGGUCACUGGCAGGGGCAAGGCUGGAACACAGCUUGUGCAGCAGUCUGUCCGCCCUGCACGGUUCUCCUCUAAAUCUCUUUAGUCAUUAGCACUUUUUUUUUUUGAAGGAUGUCUAUUAUCCAUCCAGCUCAGUGACGGCAAAUUUCUCAACUCUUAUCAGCAGUGCUGCAUUCAGUCUAUUUUUAACUCUGUUUCCAAUCCUCAACAUAAUUCCAAUGACACAGAUUAGCGUGCAUGCCCUUUAUUUUAUCUAAACCAUUUCAUUUCUUCUCCGGCAGCUCGCACAAAGCGUGCGUUCAUCCCUCCUUUGUCCAGUUCUGCAUUUCUGCUGCGUUUCCUAAUUGCUGUGUAAUGCCACAUCCUGUUGGAAAAACAAAAGGCAUCUAUUGGGAAGAAAGUGGUGAUGAGACCUCAGUCCGUUGCAGCUGUCCUUGCAGUCACUGACAGCCCUGCAGUGUUGGUCAAGAAAUAUAUUUCAGUUAGAAAACCAGCAAA